Messenger RNA from Metarhizium album ARSEF 1941, 336 nucleotides. RefSeq lists its product as uncharacterized. Lineage: Eukaryota; Fungi; Ascomycota; Sordariomycetes; Hypocreales; Clavicipitaceae. The record is from RefSeq and is a predicted model, not a curated record. The transcript has a single exon. Bases 1 to 336 code for a protein of 111 amino acids.
AUGUCUCGACGACAGGCCAGAACUUCCGUGCGCUUCAGCACCUACAGUAUGACGCCGUCCUUCGCACCCACCAUCAAGACGUCUGACUCGGCCCAGACCGAGAUCCGUGAAAUUGCCCUGAACCUCGACCGCAUGGAGAACAAGGCUCUGUCCUUGCAGCGCGUCAUGCUCAGUGACGAGAAGACGGACAAUAUGAGCAAGCUGGCUCUGGGUGCCAAACUCGACCGUGCUCUGGACCGACGCAUGAGCGGACAGGACGCUGUUAUGCGCCCGCGCCGAAACGGAUCCGUCAACGUUGCCAUGGUUGAAAAGACGGCACUGAGCGAAAAGGCAUAA